This is a messenger RNA of Eublepharis macularius, 1224 nucleotides long. RefSeq names its product nuclear receptor interacting protein 3 (gene NRIP3). Bases 1 to 1224 code for a protein of 407 amino acids. Lineage: Eukaryota; Metazoa; Chordata; Lepidosauria; Squamata; Eublepharidae. The transcript has 8 exons. Gene Ontology annotation, biological process: proteolysis. The record is from RefSeq and is a predicted model, not a curated record. Gene Ontology annotation, molecular function: aspartic-type endopeptidase activity; zinc ion binding; nucleic acid binding.
AUGUUUUACUCGGGGAUCCUCACAGAGCCAACAAGGAAGGACGUUGACAUGAGGGAAGCAGCAUCUCUCCGACAACAGAGAAGAAUGAAGCAGGCCGUUCAGUUUAACCACAAGGACUCUGCUGACCUGCUGCCAUUAGAUGGUCUGAAGAAACUGGGAACUUCAAAAGAUACUCAACCACAUAACAUCCUGCAGAGGCGCUUGAUGGAAACAAACAUGUCAAGGUUACGCCACAACCGUGGGUCAUGCUCUCAGAAGAAUGACCUUUCAGCACAGGCAAAUAAACUGAAUCAAAUGAAGCUGGAUGGUCCCAAGAAAACAGAACAAGAAGACUUCAUCAUGGUAUGCUGCCAGUGUGCUGGGAAGGAACUCCAAGUAGCAAUUGAUACUGGAUGUCAGCGCAAUAUCAUAUCAUCUGCAUGUUUGGAGCGACUAGGGCUAAAGGAACUCGUGCAAUUCUACAAGCCUGAAGAUGAGAAGAUUUUAUUGUCGCACAAUAUGAAAGUGAUUGGACAUAUAGAACAUCUAGCUCUUACAAUAGGGACUAUUCUUGUGGAUUGUUCUGCAGUGGUUACAGAAGACAAUGAGAAAAACUUCUCUCUGGGGUUACAGACACUGAAAUCUUUGAAGUGUGUGAUAAAUAUGGAGAAGCAUCACCUGGUCCUGGGAAAGUCAGACAGGGAAGAAAUCUCAUUUGUUGGUAAUGUCUCUUCACACGAAGAGAAGGCACAUCCUCAUGGUAGCCACCUGCGCUCCUGGUUCAGUUCUGUAGCACACAGCUGGAAGCCUGGGAAGUGUCCCUGGAAAAGGCAGCGUGUCCCCUCCUCUGGCAAACCCUCGCAAACCUUUUCCAGCAUUUGCCAAAAAGCCACUGAGCCUUACACAGACUUUGUUAAUCGCCUGCAGGAAGCCCUUAAGCGUCAAGUUGAUAACGCUGCAGCCCGAGAGGAACUGUUGAUUAGAUUAGCUAAAGAGAACGCUACCUCUGAGUGCCGAAGGGUUAUCACAGGUCUGGGAAAAAACCCGGAGUUGGCAGACAUGAUUAGAGCUUGCCAAGAUAUAGGAAGUUCCUCUCAUCAAGCCUUUUUGCUGGCUGCCGCUCUCCAUCAGGGUGGGAAGCCUGGGGGGAAGUGUUUUAACUGCGGCAACCCUGGUCAUUUUGCAGCAGAAGGUCAGGCUCCUGGGGGUGGAGGUGUACAACCGACACCUAUCAGCCCAACUUGA